Molecule: messenger RNA, 370 nt
Organism: Mollisia scopiformis
Lineage: Eukaryota; Fungi; Ascomycota; Leotiomycetes; Helotiales; Mollisiaceae
Exons: 1
Coding region: 41-343 (100 amino acids)
Source: RefSeq, a predicted model, not a curated record
CAAUAUUCUCUUCUCUAGGAGUCGAGCACAAAACUCUACAAUGGAAGGGGCUUUCACCCACCUCGGUAACCAUCUCAUCUCCGAUUCUGCGGCUGCGAUCAACGCUGGUGCGGAUGAUCUUUCGAACAUUGACCCAGACGAGAGCUUGCUGUACGGACAAUAUGGUGGGCGCGGAGGAUUAGGUCCUACCAGGCGUCGAAACGACGACGAUGAUAACGAGACGGAGGUCUUUGACGAGGAUGAUGCUGAGAGCAUGGCCAGCAUGCCAUUAGAUGGCAUGAAGACUCUGGGACUUCGAGGCGUCGAGGAUGAGAAGGAGCUCCCAGCUCACGCAUGCGCGUAAGUGGCGAUACUUUGCCUUUUGUUGUUG